This is a messenger RNA of Cicer arietinum (chickpea), 1931 nucleotides long. RefSeq lists its product as uncharacterized. The record is from RefSeq and is a predicted model, not a curated record. Gene Ontology annotation, cellular component: chloroplast. Lineage: Eukaryota; Viridiplantae; Streptophyta; Magnoliopsida; Fabales; Fabaceae.
UACAUAAGAUGAAAAUGAGCUAGUGGAAUUAAUUACAGUCCCUUUCUCUCUUGAAAAUCAACUCUAUCUAUCCAUUCCCACACUACACUCCCUCUCUUGGCGCCACGCCAUGGCCAAACCAGGCGGUUUUCAACUAUUCGUGAAGAAUUACUUAGGAGAUCGCUACAAUGAGUUCAAUUCUGCUUAUGGUGAAACCGUUAGCGACAUCUUUGGUAUCCCUUUCAAGAUUCUCUUCGCUCCUUUAACUCUCGCUUUCGACAUUGCCGGUUCUGCUCCUCGUGGUUUUGGUGUUCCUGAACUUAUUUCUAAGUUCUCUGCUGCUUCUGUUUUCGCUGUUGCUACUUUGGGGACUUAUGAUAUUGCAUUAAACUUGGGAAGGAAGGUGAUAUGUCAAAGGAACUGUGGAACGUGUAAUGGAUGGCAGGCCUUGCGGUGUACCAUGUGUCGAGGAAGUGGAAGGGUGCACUAUCAAGUGAAGAAUUGCACUUUGAAGAGUGGAGAGAAAGCGACUGCUGAAUCUGUUGCAGAUGCCAUUGUCAACAACCGGGCUGAGUUAGUGCAUUUACCAUCCUCCUUGGAUCUUCAGAUACCAUUACCAUCAAAAGACUGUCCGACUUGUGAUGGAACGGGUGUAAUGGGCUGUACCGAAUGCAAAAACAAAUUGCAACUCAGGAUUUCAGCAGAUGGUAUUAUGGAGCCCCCAUGGCAAGCUUAUAGUGUCUUGGAAAAGAUGGAUUAUCCAUAUGAGCACAUAAGGCACAGCAUGAAAGAUCCCAGUAUUGCUGCGUUUUGGUUGAUUACCUUUCCACAGAUUAUGGGUGGAUUUACCUAUGGCGAUAAUGCAAAGCAAGCAAUAUGGUCACAGUAUAAGGAAUCCAGGCGGUAUGAUCAACUCCGAGAUGAGGUGGCCAAGAGGAAACCAGGGUGGGAGUAUCUGCAGAAUGCUUUGAUAUCUAUAGAUCCUGACCGAGCAAGGGAUGAUCCUGUCAUUGUAAAAAAUGUCCCUUACUAUAAGGCUAAGAAGGCACUGGAAGCAGAUGUUAUGAAGCUCGAUCCUCCACCAAGACCAUCAAAUUGGGGUGAGCUGGACCUUCCAUUGAGUUCAUCAUCUUGGGGCGAGGAGGAUCUCAAAGAUCCAGAAAAAUUCCACGAAAUGACUGUGCUUCUCAAUGCUCAAAGGGAAAUCUCUGAAAAGAUAUUGGAUGCACAGUGGGAGACUAAAUGGCGUCAAGAAAAGAUGAAUGAGAUGUUGGAGGAAAAGAUGCAGCCAUACAUUCAAAAUAUUGACAAAGAAGUUCUUUCUGAGCCUAUUUUAUUAAAACCAAAAAAGCAAGAUAAGAAUCGUCGGAGGUGGUGGUUCUUUUGACAUGGUGGGAAUGAAUGCUUUAUUUGUCAGAACAUCCAUGUAAUCCUAAUUUUGAUUUUUACAAUCUAUAACCUUACAUAUUAUUGUAUUUUUUUCUCUCUUCUUAAUUGAUUUGCCUGUUCUAUCUUUACUCCUUGGCUUUCUGGAUGCCGUGAUGCAGCACGCAUCAUCAAGCGCAUAUGUUGCGCCUAUCUGUCGUGAUCAUCAUUUUGUGGAGGAAACAAUUGUUGGUUACUCAAGAAAUACACAACAAAAACCUGCUUGCACCCGAACCUAUUCAUUUUCCAGGGUUUUUUUUAUGGUUUUAUCUCAUGAUAUAAUUAAUAUAAGCGUUUAUGUUAGUAUUUAGAUAUACUUAGAAAAGUAGCUUAUGCCAUUAUAAGUUUUUGGGUUAUUUCAAUAAAUUUUCCGUGAUAGUUUAAGAAUGUGUGCUUGGAAGUGUUUAUUCACAACUAUCUGAGUUUAUCUUAAAGACACAAGGACUUGUAGCUGUAUUUGAGGGAAUUUGUACUGAACGUAUGAGGCAUUGUUAAUAUAAUCUCUGAAUGAAUAGAAAAUUUAAAUA